Chenopodium quinoa (quinoa) is the source of this 1734-nucleotide messenger RNA. RefSeq lists its product as uncharacterized. The record is from RefSeq and is a predicted model, not a curated record. The coding region runs from base 553 to 1533 and encodes 326 amino acids. The transcript is spliced from 8 exons. NCBI's taxonomy places the organism in Eukaryota, Viridiplantae, Streptophyta, Magnoliopsida, Caryophyllales, Amaranthaceae. Gene Ontology annotation, cellular component: membrane.
CUACUACUCCGUGUUAUCUUACCACCUUGCUUCCAACACUACAUUAUACUACUCCGUAGUCCGUAUACGAAUAUCGUUGAAUCGUUCUCAAUCUUGAAUAUUUAUCACCAAAAGUGUUGGGAGAUUAGGUAUGGCCUAAAGCUGGUUGGGCUGAAGUUAUAGGUCCAAGAAAUGUGGUCCAAUCCAACAUAAUCUUUAGCAAAAGAUGGGCAAUAGUCCAGUAGAUAGUUGAUGAAAAAGGAGGGAAGUUGGAAGGGGUUGAAGGUGCGUCAGCAGUGGGGGGGUGGGUUAGCAGCAGAAACAAAAAGUAGGUGGCAAGAAAAGAUAGUAAACACGUUGGAGAAAUAUCAAACACUUGGAGUAUCGGUCAGUCUAAACACCCAUUCAUACUCUCUACUUAAUUUAUGAAUCAAUGCUUAUAUUAUGCAAGUACUAAAUUAUAAGGACUGGUAAAUUUCAAGUCCUAAAUUAUCACUUUUAUAAUUUAAUUAAUGACCAAAGCAGAUAACAUGAUAAAAUUGGGAAUUGAAAAGUGAAAAAGGUGGGUGGGUGAUGGAAGUGGUGCAUUGGUACAGCGUCGUUUCAGUGGUUAUUGUAGUAACUGCAGCAUUUGGCUCCGUUUAUGUGCUGUGGAGGAGGAAGCACUACACACAACCUGAAAUUGGAAUCAAGAGGAGGUGGUUGUAUGAUGGUCUUCUACUCAAUAAUAAUCCUAGUAGUCAACAUUAUUGGACCAGCUGCUGGAGUGGAUUUCAUCCUGCUUACCUUCUUGUCUUUCGGCUGCUCUCUUUAUUUUCCCUAGCUUUCUUCUUAGCAUGGGAUAUCCAUCACUGGGGUCCUUCCAUCUUUAUCUAUUACACCGAGUGGACUUACUCUUUGACUAUGAUGUACUUUGCGAUAGGGAGUGUUAUAUCUGCUCAUGGUUGCUGGUUAUUACAUAAACAUAACAAGAAUGACAGCCCUUGCUUAGAAGAGUCUCCAGGAAGAGGAGCACUUGAUUUUGAAGAUAUUCCAACAGCAACAACAACAUUAACAUUGGAUUCGAAUCAUGGAAAACAGCACUGCUAUUACCCAUCACAAACCCCUGGAUUUUGGGGAUAUUUUAUGCAAAUUACUUACCAGAUAAGUGGAGGUGCUGUUAUUUUGACUGACAUUAUAUUUUGGUGUAUUAUUGCCCCUGCGUCUUCAAAUACACGCCUUGGCUUGACCCUGCUGAUGGGAUGCAUCCAUACUGUGAAUGUGGCCUUUUUGCUUCUCGACACUUGCAUUAAUCGCCUUACAUUUCCUUGGUUCCGGCUUGCUUAUUUUGUGCUGUGGAGCUCAGCAUAUGUCAUCUUUCAAUGGCUCAUCCACCUCUGUGGUUUCACUUGGUGGCCAUAUCCUUUUCUAAAGCUGUCAACACCUCUGGCUCCUCUCUGGUAUCUGGUCCUAGCUGUAUGUCACGUUGUUUGUUACGGGCUGUAUGCAUUAAUCGUGCGAGGGAAGGAUUUGCUCUUCUCCAAAUUAUUUCCACAUUCAUACAUUAGAUCAUAGUAUUAAUUCAGCUACCCUUCUAUUGUUCUUCAAGAGAUUUGGAGGGUUAUAUACUUAUAUGUACUCUACUUUCUACUUAUAUUCGGAAUUAAAGAUGAGAUUGAUCGAUUCUCAUAUUUAGCUACAAGUUGAAGUAUUAUUUUCAGUAUUGAACUGUAUCACUGAUUCUCUAUAUCUCAAUUAAAUGAAAUGUUUUCAGAC